Manis javanica (Malayan pangolin) is the source of this 1112-nucleotide messenger RNA. RefSeq names its product chromosome 16 C6orf15 homolog (gene C16H6orf15). NCBI's taxonomy places the organism in Eukaryota, Metazoa, Chordata, Mammalia, Pholidota, Manidae. The record is from RefSeq and is a predicted model, not a curated record. Gene Ontology annotation, cellular component: extracellular matrix. Gene Ontology annotation, biological process: extracellular matrix organization.
GAGCUGCCAGAGCUGAGCAAGAUGCAGGGCCACAUGGUGGGGAAUGGGACUCCCCUGGGGCUGCUCCUGGUCUGUUUUCACCUCUCAGGCCUCCUCGCUUGGAGCAUCAGUGCAGUGGAGGAGAAAGUUCCUCACGGCCUGGGGACCAGCUUGCCUCUGCUUGGACAACCUUCCCCGGCUGGUCACUCCAACUCUAAACAUCCUCAGCUAGAACCAGACACUGGGUCUAACAACUUAGUAAGGGUUCCUCUGAAGCCCAGUGUUUCUCCAUCAGACGGCUCCCAACCUGCAGGAGGUUCUGGGGUUCAGAGGUGGCCCCCAUCUGGGGGGCUGCCCUCUGUGGAUUCCUGGCCCUCUGAGGAUCCUUGGCAGGUGAUGCCCGCUGCAGUUGAGGACCACAUGGAAGAAGGGCUGCCUGAAGAGCCGUCUUUCCUUUCUGGUGGUGUCACCCUCCCUCUGGGCAGUGGUCCUUGGCCUGCAGGACACUUUGCAUACUCCGCAGGCCCCUCACCUGAGGCUUUACUCCCUGAUCAGGACUCUGAGUCUAGACGGCCACCCCGUUCUAAGGUGCUGAGAGCCCAGAGGCUAAUCCUUGCCCACCAUCCACCCUGGUCUCUCGUCAGCAGGAUUCGACGGCCGCUUCUGCCUGGUCACCCCUGGGAGACCCUGAAUCCUGGCAUGUCCUGGGGAGGUGGAGGUCCUGGCAUGGGAUGGGGAACAAGGCCCAUGUCACACCCUGGGGAAAUCUGGGGUAUCAAUAAUCAAUACCCAAGUUCUGGCUGGGGGAAUAUUAAUGGGUAUCCAGGAGGCAGCUGGAGCAAUAUUCAUCUACACCCAGGUAUUAAUAAUCAGUUUCCUCCUGGAGUUCUCUAUCCUCCUGGCUCUUCCUGGAACAUUCCAGCUGGCUUCCCCAAUCCUCAAAACCCUGGGUCACAGUGGGGUUAGGAAAAUGACAGAGGAGGAAAACCCUAAACUGGAGGUUAGAGAAGGGAAUCCUGCUCCCUCCACUUGUCAUGUGAGCUAAAUCAAGAUUUUAUCAGUGUGUUUUCUAGCAUCAUCUCCACGUUUCACUGCUCAGGCCCAUUUCCAAUACAACACACACAGUUGCUGAA